AGCGUUCCUAAAGGGAGGUUAGCCAACAGCUGUCAAAAGCUACGAAGAAACAGAAAGAAAAAAAACAACAAAACAUACGCAAAGUGAGAUGAUUCUCCAGUCCGACCAGCAAUCUUUCGUUAUUUUUAUUUAAUUCGUUCUACUGUUCGGAUAUACCACGUUUCGAUCCUUUCACCGGAGCGGCCUCUGACGACAUGAAGCGUACGAGUACGUGCUGAUCCAGAAGCGAAGAGAGAGAGAGUAAGAGAGGGUUAUUGUUUUCAUUCCUCGCUUAAGAAACCUUCCCCUCAUCGACACAUCCAUCCUCGGAGUGUCGAAAUUCUAACCAUUGUGUGUACGGUAUAAUAUCCCCCCAACACAUCCGGAGUUACCCUAUCUACUGUCCGCAAGAGAACGUUGGAAACACUUCCACAUUUCAAAAGCCAGCACAGCGUGAAGCUGGGUGCAUAUCUUAGCAUCGGUAUGGACAGCAACCUAGAAGGCGAUGAGGUGGAGCUUCGCAAACAUGCCAAGUACUUUAUUCGAUUCCUGCACACACUGCCUGGGCGGUUAGCGUCGCACGAUUCUACCAGAGUCACCAUAGCCUUUUUCGCUGUCAGUGGACUGGAUGUGUUAAAUUCGCUGGAUAUGCUAACCGACACUUUCCAGCAGGACAUUAUCAACUGGAUUUACAAGCUGCAGGUCGUCCCGAAAGCGGGUGAACGUGCAUACGGUGGCAUACAAGGGUCCAGCACGUUCGAUGUGCUCGAUGCGCCGGGAAACUGUGGCCUGGAUCUCUAUCGAUGGGGGCAUCUGGCAAUCACGUACACGGGGAUUGCCGUACUUGUAGCGCUCGGGGAUGAUCUGUCCCGGUUAAAUCGGAGAGCCAUAAUCGAGGGUGUUGCGGCGGUGCAGCGGGACGAUGGUAGCUUCAGUGCCACGAUCGAGGGAAGCGAACAGGAUAUGCGGUUUGUGUACUGUGCUGCAGCAAUCUGCGCCAUGCUCAACGAUUGGGGCCGGGUGGAUCGUAAAAAGAUGGCCGACUAUAUCCUCAAGAGUGUGCGCUACGAUUACGGUAUCAGCCAGCACUAUGAGAUGGAAUCGCACGGUGGUACUACGUUCUGUGCCAUUGCCGCCCUGGAGCUUAGCGGACAGCUACACUUACUCACACAGAGCACACGGGAAAAGAUCGUCCGAUGGCUAAUAUUUCGCCAGCAGGACGGUUUCCAAGGACGUCCAAACAAACCGGUCGACACGUGUUACUCGUUCUGGAUUGUGGCUACACUCAAGAUACUGGACGCGUUUGAGCUGACCAGCUUCAAGGACAAUCGAGAUUACGUCCUCUCGACCCAGGAUGUAACAGUGGGUGGAUUUUCCAAGUGGCCCCAAGCGUAUACCGAUCCGUUCCAUUCCUACUUCGGGCUGUGCGGGCUAAGCUUUCUGAACGAGCCAGGUCUGCAGGAGGUGAUGCCCAGCUUAAACAUAUCGAUGCGUGCCUACAGACGGUUGCAGGAACUGCAGCGUGACUGGAGCCUGCUAGAAGAAGGGCUUGCGUCCAGCAAUGGAGAGGUAACCGUGCAUAUAGAGUAGAAGUAGAAGGCUUCCUCGGGAGGGAAAACGAUACCUACUAUCCGCAGACGCUGUUAGUGGCCACAAAACGAAACAUAGCUUGCGCACACACCACCAUCACUGCCCACUUAAGAAGUGGGAGGAGGAAGAGAGAAUGGUAGGUUUAUUUUUGGUUAGAAUUUGUUUUCGAUUGUUUUUAGAUGCAUUUUUAUGGGGAGAAACUAUGGGGAAAAUAUUUAUUUUCGUUAUUCAAAUAUAUUACACGCUAUAUAAAGAAAAUCAAUGCUAUUAGGCAUUGCAUCGUGUUAGAGAAAGGGGAUAAUUAGUUGGUUUCGCUUUUAUGUAGCUUUAGUUAGGCCUUUUACACCACAACAUUCAAAAUUCAAUGCAAUGCCGAUUGUGGAGAGACAAUUUAUCGCAUCCCUUCAUCACUUAGAACGGUCCAAAACGUUUAUGCGACGGCGAUUUCAUUUAGCUAGUACGACGGCAGUCUAGUAGCAUGUCACUUCGAUAGUCGCUUUCUUAUCAUGCACUUUUGUUAUCUACCGUUUGAAAUGAGCGUGCGACUGUUUGGGAAACAGUUCUUUGGUUCGAGAUAGAGCAAAACCAACAAAGGCACAACUAGGUUAAAUAUUCGUCCGAUCAUUCGAAAUGUCGAGUGUGUGUAGUGGAAAGGCUAAAGGUAAAUCGAAGCAAAUCGUAGUGCUUAAGAGAAGUGUAAUUAGCAGACUCGAGAGGUGGAAAAUAAAGUAAAAUAUUUUAGUGACAAAAAA
This is a messenger RNA of Anopheles funestus (African malaria mosquito), 2321 nucleotides long. RefSeq names its product geranylgeranyl transferase type-1 subunit beta (gene betaggt-I). Gene Ontology annotation, biological process: protein geranylgeranylation. Gene Ontology annotation, cellular component: CAAX-protein geranylgeranyltransferase complex. The transcript is spliced from 3 exons. The coding region runs from base 463 to 1569 and encodes 368 amino acids. The record is from RefSeq and is a predicted model, not a curated record. Lineage: Eukaryota; Metazoa; Arthropoda; Insecta; Diptera; Culicidae. Gene Ontology annotation, molecular function: CAAX-protein geranylgeranyltransferase activity.